Salarias fasciatus (jewelled blenny) is the source of this 2755-nucleotide messenger RNA. RefSeq lists its product as uncharacterized. Bases 192 to 1805 code for a protein of 537 amino acids. The record is from RefSeq and is a predicted model, not a curated record. The transcript has 5 exons. NCBI's taxonomy places the organism in Eukaryota, Metazoa, Chordata, Actinopteri, Blenniiformes, Blenniidae.
GUUCUUGUUUCUCCAUCCGGCUGCUACAGCUCUCUUUCCGGGCACUCUGAAGAAACUCCUGCAGGAAACUUCUCUCGAAUCUGCUGCUUUUCCCGUCGUCCAGCGUCUUUCUGCGCUCUUCGCUGGAGGCGUCCAGCGGUGUGGAGCUCAGAGCGGAACCCGGCGGGCUGCGCGGUUCUCCUCUGCUCACCAUGGCCACCGCACAGCCGGAGCCCGGAGCGGGGGCCGCGGAGGAGCACUGCGCCUCAUCCGAGUCCAACGAACACGACUACGCUCACGCUGUGGAGACUACCUUCAGCUCCGUACCGCCGGCCGAGCCGCAGCCCGGUGACGCCCUCCCCAUAGAGAUGCCGGAACCGGCCGUGGGCGCGGAGGUGGACUGUCCGAUAGGGAACGAUGUGGAGGUGCAGAGCGGAGCAGAGCUCCAGAAGACCGAGGAGCUCGCAGACUUCAGCGUCCCGAAGCGCUUCGGCCGAUGGUGUCCGAAGCGGCCGGAGGACCAAAACUGCGCCUGCUGCCGGAUGGAGUUCGAGCGGCAGGGCCGCAGCUUCAACCGCAGGGCCGUGUACACCUUCACCUCCCCGGACACCGUCAUGUGGGCCUUCCCGGGGUCCGCCGUGCACGAAAGGUCCUUCCUGUGUGAGGCCUGCGCGCAGACCAUCCGGAGCAAGUGUAAGCGCAAACAGAGCGGCAGGCGAUCACUGUGGCUCAAACCACCAGCUGCCAAGCAGUCACAGGCGAGAGACAAGAAGCUGACCGGCCGGCGGAUGGGGAAGAAGAGCAAAGCAGCUCUGCUUGUGAGCAAGUCCAGCUACAAGGCGGCGUUCCAGAUGCUGUGGUCAGCCAAAGGCGCCCGCAAACCCAUGAUGGAGUUCUGGAGUAAGCAGCUGAAGGAGGAGAUGAAGCUGCUGUCGCGGCACGGAGACAGUCCCUUCCAUCAGAAGGUGUCGGGCAGGAAGCCUCUGACGUCCUUCCCCUGGAGGAAGUGUCUGAACUGGGCUCAGGACAAAGCUCCGCUCGUCACCACCUGCCUGCGCUCGCUGUUCCCCGACCUCAACGCUCUCUUCAAAAGCAACCAUCAGCUGACGGAGGAGCAGGCCUUCACGCUGCUGGAGCGGCGCACCGUGGUGGCGCUCUCCAUCCCGCUCUUCACCAGGAACAUCUGGAAGAACAACUUCCUGCAGGCGGCUCUCGGGGCCGAGCUGCGCCUGCAGGGCUGCUCCGGCUCCGCCCUGGACACGCUCAACACCAUGGGACUGUGCCAGAACAAAGACACGGUCCGGUUACUGCUGCACCGGCUGCGCAACGGCAAGGACAUGUCGAUGCAGGAUGAUGAACAGGGGAUGAAACAAGAGGAGCUGAAAGGCAUGAUGGGGGAGACGCUGACAGAUGUGCAGGAGGUGGACAUGGAGGUGGAGGAAGAGGACGACGACGAGGAGGAGGAAGAAGAAGAGGAGGAGGAAGAGGAUGACGAAGAAGAGGAGGAGGAAGACAUUGCGAUGGUGGGGAAUGAAGAGGUGGAAGAGGAAGAAGUGCAGGGUAAUGGUGAUGAUGAUGAUGAUGAAGAGGAGGAAGCAACUGCGAAGGAGGAAAAGAAAAGGAGAAAGAAGAAGGCGAAGAAGCAGAGGAAAGAGGAGAAGAGGAAGGCGAGAGGUAAACGGAAGGCCAAGGAGAGGGAGGAGGAAGAGGAGGAUGAGGAGGAGGAGGAAGGGUCGGAGGAGAAGAAGAGGAGGGUGGUGGUGGUGAGGCUCGGCCUGCUGAAGGGACACUCAGAGGUCGGACGAUCCGACCUAUCAGCUCCCUGACGGGCUGCAGGCUCCGCCUUCAAACUCACUGAGCCUCCAAUCAGAGAGCAGCACACAGACCCCGCCCCCCCCUCAUGUGUUCAGAGGCAUUAUGGGAACUGUAGGAAGUCUUCGCCUCUGUGGCUUCAAGAAACCACUAAAUUCAUGUUGAGAAACGCCAAUCGAUCGUAUUAUCGAUCAUUUACCUUUUUCCCAAAGUGGGAAACGCAUUCAUCUGGAAAACUAAAACGACUUGGAAUUGAAAAUAAAAUUGCUUUACAUUUAGAAACUGAAUUUCUGCUAAUUUUAGGCACAAUCAGAUGAAAUAAUCUGUCGUUUUGCUGUGAUAAUGGGCAUAUAAAGAUUCAGUUUAAUGCCAGUGCACAGAAAAUACACCUGACUUACUGUCACAUUUGACCAAACUCAGUUUAACUUCAGCCUCAGUUACUUUAAAAAAUCUGGAGACUUUCUUGACCUCGAAUGGUUUCCCAGCUAUUAUGAUGAUGUGUGGAAAAAGCGAGGAGACGCGAGCUUCGGGUUUUGUCUUCAGAGGCUGAAAGGUCGUCGACAUGCCCUGAAUGGAAUGGAUUGAUCCUCGUCGAGAUACAGACGUCACUGGGAGGUGAAAACAUCGGCUUUCUAAUCUUGAUUGAGAUUCUGAACUCUUGUGCUGAAAGAGACUGCAGAUGUGAGUUGGGUUUCUGUGGGAGCACGGUUCGAUUCCUGUGGCGAACACUGUGAUGUCUCAGCCUGCUGCUGAGGCGGUUUCUGUUUAUAGACUGAACGUUUUUUCUCUGGAACAUUUUUUUUUCUUUUUGUGUCUGUUUUGUACUUGCCAUGACAGCUUCAGUCUGGAGGCUUCUCUGCCCUUCAUGUGUUCAUGCCAACAUAUCCUGCAUCGAAACGGUUACAUGACACGUCAGAAAGUGGUUUACAAACAACUGAACUAUUAAAACUGUUUAAAUAACUAA